Molecule: messenger RNA, 3374 nt
Organism: Gaeumannomyces tritici R3-111a-1
Lineage: Eukaryota; Fungi; Ascomycota; Sordariomycetes; Magnaporthales; Magnaporthaceae
Exons: 14
Coding region: 1704-3374 (556 amino acids)
Biological process (GO): transmembrane transport
Cellular component (GO): membrane
Molecular function (GO): ABC-type transporter activity; ATP hydrolysis activity; ATP binding
Source: RefSeq, a predicted model, not a curated record
GCGUGUCUUCUGUGUGUUCUGACCUCGCUACAUGCUAUCAUAUUCGCCCUGGAGUCCCACGAGAAGCGGUCCAUUCUGCUGUCCAAAUUCCGUAAUCUCAACGGGGAGGUGACGAGCAGCACUUUGAGCCGAGUCCUCUUCUCCUGGCUGAUGCCGCUGAUGCGUCUCGGCUACCGGAGAAACCUUGGGCUGGACGACCUGGACACCCCCGAGACCAAGAUGGGAUCAGAGAAACUCCGCCGGCGUCUUGAGGAGAGGUGGAAUAUGGGUAAGAAAAGUCGCAAGCAGGCUUUGAGCAAAGUAGAGCCACUGUCUUUUGCCCGGCCCAUGCUGGCUGCCGUUCCCCCCAGGCUGUUCCUGAUCGGAUGUACCUAUGUCCAGCCUUUCCUCAUUACUGCGGCCAUAGAACCCGCCUACAAGCCACGGACCGAGCAGUACGACAAUGCAGGAUGGGGUUUAGUGGGCUCAUACGACAUCGUAAUUGUUGGCAUGGCUAUAUGCACAGGCCAGUACGAGCGAAGCGUCGCCCGCGCCGAGACCAUGAUGCGCGGCAGCCUCUCCGCCCCCGUCUACGAUAAGGCGACGCGGCUGGACCUGGCCUCGCCGUCCGUCAGCGGCGCCGGCUCGCUGACGCUGGUGGCGACCGACACGGCGCAGGCGGCCGCGGGCGCGCGCCAGCUGCACGAGCUGUGGGCCGGCGCGCUCGAGAUCUGCGUCGGCACGUACCUGCUGGCCCGCGAGCUGUGGGGGGCGCCGCCUGCGCGGUGCCCGUCGGCCUCGCCGUCCUGGUCCUGGUCGCCAUCGGCUUCCUCGGCGUCGCCGCUGGGCGUGCCCAGGCGGCCUGGAUCGCGGCGUCCCAGGACCGCGUCAGCGCCACGUCCAGGACGCUCGGCGGCGUCAAGUGGCUGCGCGCGUCGGGGCUCAACGACGUCGCGUUCGGCAUGCUGGCGCGACUGCGGGCUGUCGAGCUGGGGGUGCCGAUGCGGUUUAGGGCCCUGGUGGGACUUUCGCUUGUCAUAUUGAUCGCUACCCUGAUCAUCUCCCCGAUCCUUGCCUUCGGCAUCUUUGCAGGCCUCGCCACCCGGGGUGACGGCGGGACCCUGGACGUCGUGACCGCCUUCACUUCCAAGUCCUUGCUUGUCCCCAUCAGCGCACCGCUCUCGGGCAUUAUCGUUGCGGUCCCAGUCCUUGCGGACUCCGUCACUUCUUUUGGGCGCAUCCAGGACUUUCUCACCGGGGAGGAAACAGAGGACAGUCGUCUGAAUGCCUGCAUAGCCUCUGAUGUCGGCGCUCCGCCUCGAUCCCCUGCGGAUUGCAUCGUCGACACCAGCGGCAAUGGCGUCACCUCGGCUCCGUUACCCCAGGACUUUAUUGCUUCCAUCCAGAGGAGAUUCUCAUGGAAGAAAGACAGCAAACCUGUCAUCGAUAUCGACCCGGAGUAGAGAAUACGAAGAGGCACUGGAGGCCAAAAGCAUCGCCUAGCCCUUGCUCGAACUCUGUACGCAAAGAAGGAGUUCGUCGUGCUUGACGAUGUCUUUGGCGGACUUGGCGCGGCCACUGCCGACCUGAAAGACGGCCGCGACACCGGAGUUGCCAAUGACGAGAAACCGGGAGCGCAGCAGCAGGCGAUCCCGACAGCUAUUGCCGGCCCCUUGGAUUCCCCUGAUCAGACAGACUCGACACACCACCUAGGCGACUCCACGAUGUAUCUGUUCUAUGGAGAGGGCGCCGGUUGGUACACUGUCGCGGCUUUUCUUGUCGCCAUGAUUGUAUUUGCCUUUUGCAACUCGUUUCCAUACAUAUGGCUUGGCUGGUGGGCAGAGGCCAAUGCACAGCACCUGGGGAAAUGGCUUGGCGUGUACACGGCUCUCGGGGUCGGCGCAAUCAUUGCGGUUCUUAUUGGCGCAUGCUCCAAUGACGUUCCAUUCGAGCGUCGACAGUGGGGUGACAGUCAACAGGUUCAGCCACAUCUUCAGUUGAUAGACAUGGAGCUUCCCGCCGCCGCUCUGGCGGUAGCAGUUUCAACCUUCUUCGCCAUCAGGGAGGUGGUCCUCGUGGCCGUGAGCUCGCGCUACCGAGCCGCCGCCCUGCCCGUCAUAGCCCUCGCCUUCUGGGCGGUGCAGCACUUCUACCUGCGCACGUCGCUCCAGAUGCGCCUCCUCGACAUCGAGCACAGGGCGCCGCUCCACACGACCCUCCUCGAGACGCUCGACGGGCUCGAGUCCAUCCGCACUCUGGGCUGGCAGGGCCGGGCCGCGCGCCGCAAUGCGCCCCUCGUCGACGCCUCGCAGCGGCCGGCGUACCUGCUGCUGUGCCUGCGGUGCUGGCUGACGCACCUCGUCGAUGUGCUGGUCGCGGGCUUCGCCGUCGUGCUGGUCGUCGUCGCGACGGCGCUGCGGGACCAGAUCGGCCCCGCGCGUACGGGCCUCGUCACGGGCUGGGUCAUGCUCGAGGUCGCGCUGGGGGCCGUCGCGAGGGUCAAGAACUUUGCGGCCCCGCGGGGCGGUGGGGACUGCGAGGCCGACGAGGAGUUGCGCCGUCUUGACGAGAGCAGACGCCUGGGGCCCGUGGGGAGCUGGCCUAGUCGCGGGGCUGCCGAAUUUCUUGGCGUGACGGCCUCCUACACCUUUUCCGGGCCCGUUCUCGAAAACGCUACGUUCUCCCUCACACCGGGGCAAAGAGUCGCCGUAUGCGGAAGAACUGGAAGUGGUAAAAGCUCGUUGGCCCUCGCCAUGCUGCGUAUGGUGGAUGAGGUCUCCGGAGCCAUUGCCAUCGACGGAGUCGACAUCUCAACUCUGCCUGGCGAAUACGUGCGGUCUGGCAUCGUCGCGGUCUCGCAGGAGGCCUACAUCUUCGAUGCUACGGUUCGCGUGAAUGUCGAUCCGACAACCGUGGAAGCCGGUGACGGCUCAAGCGGACAAAGGGACUCCAAUGCCGACAGUAGCGGGGGUGGAAAUCCAGAGAGGGGCGGGCUUGACACCGUAAUCGACGAAAAGUUCUUCUCGCAAGGCGAAAAGCAGCUCCCGACCAUCACCCGGGCCUUAGUCAGAGGAGCAAAAAGGGGGCUGAAGAGCAGCGUGGAGAAAGAGGCAGGAGGGUUGUUGAUCCUCGAUGAGGUCACGAGUAGCAACCUUGAUGAAGAGUCCGCUUCCAUGGUCAAAAAACUCCUGGACGCGUGGUUUGCUGACUGGACAAUCAUUGCAAUCGCGCACAAGCUCAGCGCGAUCCUCGACUACAAUAGAGUGCUCGUGUUAGAUCAAGGAAAGCUCGUUGAUUACGACGAGCCAGGGAAGCUCCUCCAAUCGGAUUCGGCCUUUCGAGCCCUAUACGCUUCAUCUGUCCCAGCGAAGGGCAGGGAGAAAAGGGGCGAGUGA